This is a messenger RNA of Ectocarpus sp. CCAP 1310/34, 3734 nucleotides long. NCBI's taxonomy places the organism in Eukaryota, Phaeophyceae, Ectocarpales, Ectocarpaceae. The record is from the annotation of a GenBank genome assembly.
AGAGCCAUCACCAUCAACGCGGCGGUGGUCGCUACCAGGCGAGGCUGCAGCGCAACGCGACGACGGUAUGACGAUGUUCUCAGCUGCUGCUGCUGCUGCGUCUGCCCUUGUGGCAGCGGCCUUGUUUCCCCCUGUGACAGCUGUGUCUGCGGGAUCCAGCCAUUCCUGUGCCGUGCUCAGCGAUGCUACCGUCAAGUGCUUCGGCGACAACCUGCUGGGGCAGCUGGGCCAACUGGACUCGCUCUCCCGUGGUCUAAACGCGACAGACAUGGGCGACAACCUCCCCACGGUCCCGCUGGGGACGUUCCAAGCUGCUGCCGUUUACUCCGGAAACGAGUUCAACUGCGCGGUCUCCGUGGACGGGGACUCCGUGAAAUGCUGGGGGCAGAACGACGGGGGCCAGCUUGGACUGGGGGACACGGAGGCCCGCGGCGGCCUCAACGAUGAGGUCUUCGAGAUGGGCGAAAACCUUCCCACCGUCGACUUCAGCGGCAACAGCGGCCUCUCCGUGGAGUCCAUGUCCCUGGGGGGCUCCGCGGCAUGCGCGCUGCUGACCGGGGGGUCGGUGCGGUGCUGGGGGGCGAACGAGGCGGGGCAAUUGGGUCUGGGGGACACGGAGAACAGAGGGGAUGAGCCGGACGAGAUGGGGGACGAUUUGCCGUUCGUCGACCUCGGUACCGGUGCAGUGGUGUCCUCGGUGGCUGUCGGUGCGAAGCACGCCUGCGCCACGAUGGAAGACGGCGUCGUCAAGUGCUGGGGGAACAAUGACGGGGGGCAGCUGGGGUACGAAGACCGACUUCCCAGGGGCACCGGUGUCGAGAUUGAUGGGGUGGGGGGGAUGGGGGACGCGCUAGCUGCGGUGGACCUCGGUCUGGGCCAGAGGGCGAUUGCUGUUGAGGCUGGCUUCUUCCACACCUGCGCGCUGCUCUACGAGGGCGACAUCAAGUGCUGGGGCUUUGGGUCCAGUGGUCAGCUUGGUCAGGGCAGCAACGCGUCGAUAGGGGACGCCCUGAACACCAUGGGUGAUAACCUUGCACCGAUAGAUCUCGGGACUGGCCGCACUGCUGUAGCCGUUGCCCUCGGAGGAACGCACACAUGUGCAGUUCUAGACAACGAAACGCUCAAGUGCUGGGGCAGCAACAGUUUAGGCUCCCUGGGGCUCGGCGACGCCAUUCCCCGUGGCACAGGGCCCGGUGAGAUGGGCGACAACCUGGAAAGCGUGCCGCUGACAUUCGGGGACGGUGAGGGCGCCGCAUCCAACGUCUUCGCCGGGUCCUUUCACUCUUGCGUGACUGGGUCCGAGGGGGGGCUGGCCUGUUUCGGGUACAACAUCUUGGGCCAGCUGGGAGCCGGGACAAGUGAAACUAUCGGGGAUGAGCCGGGAGAGGUGGAAGCUCUAGCCUCCGUGGACCUCGGGGAAAGAGCUACGGUGGUGGCGCCGGUAUCCCCCUGGUCAAUUUUUAACGCUUCGCGCACGGUAUCUUCACCGACGACACAGAUCGGGAACGUCGGUGGAGGGGACGGGAACGACGGGGUGUCUUCCUCCACUAUCGCGGCCGCUGUUGGCGGCGGAAUCGCGGCGGUGCUCCUCAUCUCAUUGGCAGUGUGCUGCUGCUGCUGCAGGCGACGGCUCAGGCAGCGGGAGAAGCAGCGGGAGCAGCUUUGGCAGCGGGAAUCGACAGCGGCGGCCGCUGCUGCUGCAAGCGCUGCGGCAGGGGCUGAUAGUGCAGCGAAAGCCACCAAGGUCGACAACGGCAAGCGGGUGCAGUUCAACAGCAACGUUAACCCCGAGGUGGUCGACAUCCACCCCCUCCUUCGAGGCGUGUGUCUGGACCCGAAACCGCCGACGCAGCAGUCUACUAGCGGCGGGCUCCCGGCGACGGCAUCAGCGGGGGGGGUCGCGACGACGCCCGGCGCUGUUUCCGCCGCCGCCCCUGCCGUCGCUGCUGCUGAGGCCCCACCUUCCUCAACAUCUUCCGGAGACGAGACGAAGGUUUCCAUUGGAGGUCUCGGGGAACCACUGCCGGACGGCGGGGCUCCCGCGGCGCCAACGGUAGGGGGGGUAGGGCAAGCCGCGGAGCCGCUGCCGAGACCAGGGGCGAACGCACCGAGCGGUGCCGCUUGACCUUGCCGAGAGCGGCCGGGGGAAAAGAGAGAGCGCUUGGAACACAUACCACCCUACCUGUUGUCCGGUGGGCCAGGCGGGGAGAAUUUCGCUGCUAACGGCAAGUUACCGCUUUUGGGGGGUCCCUCAAGGACGAAUCGCCCGCCGGUAUUGUCGUCAGUGCCUCAGCCGCCGUCGGCGGCCUCUCGAGUCCCCGGGGGUGACGCAAGAUCAGGAGAGGAGCCUAGAGUGGUGGCCAAGGCCCCAAGACAUAGGUGGAGAUCCCCCGGGAGGCGCGGGGAGGCUAGCCCUCCUCGAGCAGGAGGGAAGGAAGGGAGGCAGGACGUGAGCCUCAAGAUUUGAUGCAUGGGCAAGAAGGCGCGCGAUUCGUUGAUUUUGGUGCCCCCGAAACUACAAAAGGGUUUUCAGACACAAGGAUGAAAUCUGCUCCUCUCUCUUCUCCCCCCCCGCCCCCUUUCCCCAGCGAAAUGUUUCGGCCGUCCAUUCGUGUGCCUGUUUUUCGAUGUUGUACGAGAAGCUUCUUACUUUUGUGCAGAGGUGGUUGAUCGUGUGGUUCGUGUAUUGGUGUCGAUUUAGGCCCAUGUGCUUACACGGCUGUGUGCGGUGGGUGGGCUUGUUUUUUGGUUCGGCCGGAAAGUCGCGGAGGUCUUUUGACGUUGUAUCUGUUGGAUCAUUUGUUAUUUCGAGUAGUUGUUGUUGUGUUGCUUGUCUGCCAUGGUCUUCUCCAGGUUGAUUUUUUGUUUUCGGGUCCGACCCUCAACAACAGCCGGGGUGAUGAAGGCGUGCCCUCUCGGUUGGGACGUUUUCUACAUGCUCGGUUCCAUUCAAAAAGCGACCACGGCAUGAAGUUGCCGUGCGAAGAUGAAUCGCGUUAAUGAUAACGCCGGGGCAGGGGUGCCGCUUGUCCUACGUCAAGUUGAGUGCCGCUCCAUGCCAUACGCGUUGUUCGCCAUCCUCCACUGUCGGCAAAUACUUGGCUUCCUUUGCAUGAGCGAAGGGCGAUUGCCUGUUUUAUUGUCUCUCAAUAGAUGUGUGCGGCGGAUACAUCCAUGGAGUACUCCGCAUGCACUUUUUUCCGUGUCUCAGGCGGCCCGUGUUUCGUCAGAUCUUUUACCCAUUUCGUGUGGGGACAAGAGUAGCCUUUGGUGACCUUGGUUUCAUAGUUCUAGCGUGGGUGUUUUAGUUGUGUGUAUUUUAUGGGAAGAUUGGAUGGCCAGCACAGACGUGGUAGAUAUAUAAGUACAACCCGGACAUUGGCUGGCAAGGAUACGGAUGUAGGAAGUCGAGAGCAGCUGAGUACCAUACUGACACACAACGGAUCCUGUUGCCCAAAAGCAAGACGAAGGUGGUUUGAAAGGAUCAUGAGGUGUUGCCAUGACUCCGACUAAAAGGAGUUAGUCAGUCGCAAGCGCCGGCGAAAACGGACAAGGGUCGAUGCUCUUGGACGGUAAAACGCGACCCUUGCCGAAAGAACGCGAACUUUGAAUGAAUGUGGUUCUGUGAAGCUAUAUGAGCGUGGAGAGAACUGCUGGGCGCCUGAAGGAAAUAUCUGUGUGCAGGGACUCAGGUGUUUGUCCUUCCCUCCCGUUGGUUUCCCGUCCCGUCCCCC